Messenger RNA from Protomyces lactucae-debilis, 1190 nucleotides. RefSeq lists its product as uncharacterized. NCBI's taxonomy places the organism in Eukaryota, Fungi, Ascomycota, Taphrinomycetes, Taphrinales, Protomycetaceae. The coding region runs from base 173 to 1147 and encodes 324 amino acids. The record is from RefSeq and is a predicted model, not a curated record. The transcript is spliced from 2 exons.
CCCUAUCCUCAAUGUCACCGCCCCCUGCUCCCUCCUGCUGCUCCUGACCCAUCGCCCGUACCCAAGACGCGCUCACUCACGCUGCCCCUUGGCCUUUGCUCUCUUGCAGUAGUCAUCUGUCACUGACUUGACUUCCUGGUCAUUGACAAACGUCUCUCUGAAUGCCAUCAAGAUGCCUCUCCCAGACGAGUCCUCACAGGCAUCUGUCCAAUCACUCAAAGCGCUCUUUGAACAGUCCUGCUCAAGUCCAGACAAGCAGCAACAACAUGAAUCUCUGCCAUCACCAGUCCAACAAACCUCCUCGCCGCGUCCACUCGGUCGUGUAAGGUCUUCCUUCAUUGCAGUGGAUAAGGGACGUGCUGCGCUGAACUUCUUUGAGCGUUCGCCGAGUCCUAUCCUUCGAACAGUGUCGAUGCCUGUUAUGAAGAAGAAGGAAGAUACUACUGCUGGUACUACUACUACUGACGGUGUGGAGAGGCUCAUUGAAGGGGUCAAGGGGAUUGCGGUUGAGGCGGCAACUGAAACGGCAGUCGAGCAGACUGUCAACGUGAGCGAUGAGGAUAACUAUAAGGCUUCCAUGAGUACAGAGAAGACGCUGCAGCAGGUGACAGAGACGGUCGUGGAGCCAUCGGAGGCACGGCUUAACAAAGGACCUGCCAAGUCAAGCAAUGAAGUUGACAGGAAGGCUUCGACGACAGCUGAGAAGCUUACAGAGAUGGCAGUGGAGCCAUUGAUGGCACAAGCUGGCAAUGCCCCUGGCAAGUCGAAUGUUGGCUCAAGCAAGAAGAAGUCGACGACUGAAAAGACGCCGCAGAAGGUCAAGACGCCCUCGAGCAAGACCCCGAAGGCGACAGCACGCGGGUCUAUGCCGACACAGAAGCCAUUGACAAGUACAUCGCCUCGAGUACAAAAAAAGAAACAGGUGGACACACAGAGCCCACCUUCCAUUCGAUCAACACGCUCACAGUCUUCUAUGCGUAGUGUCUCCCCAUUGGAUCCUACACGGCCGCCCAGUGCGAGUAUUGGCAGGGCUUUUGGACGGUCUGGUCGACCUGCAACGAGCCUUGCACAUGGAUCGCCCCCGCCGCGUACCGCGAGUCUCAUGGCAACAUCCAAGGAUGUACCCAAGACCGCGACGCCACAAUAGAAACUGUGUCGUGUCAAGAGAGCAAUAAGUUGGAGAAGAUGAC